AUGGCUUCGGUGGCUGUUGGAGCAGGUGAAUUGCAGCCUGCAGCUGCUGCAACGGUGAGGCAGGAAAUGCAGAACUGGGUCUCAUUUCCAAAUUUUUUAUUGCCUGAUCAUUGGGUCUGUUUGCAGUCCAAUGAGCGACAGCUGCAUAAGUUGGAGACUGUGGUGAAUCAUUUGAUUCGCAUGGGACUGCGACACCCGUCUGAGAGGACGCAGGCAACUUUGGCUGCUAUAGUCAGCCACGUGGGGCCGAACGCAAUGGAUCCCUUUGCUGCGCCGGAUGUCCCAAGGCAGACGGCUUUGCUAAGCACAGUCAAAGCGGUUUGCAAGACUCAAUUGUUGCGCUUGCGCAAUGUUGGCUUGCCUAUGCCGGGAGGAUAUAUUAUCGAGCUACCCGCAUCGGUGCAGGAUUUGCCGUUGGCUUUGCGGAAUGAGAUGUUUCCGGGUGGUGGUGUGCCGCCGCCAAUGGAUGUGAAUCCGAUUUGGCAGGUGGCUCAGGCGUGGGCUGUGCGCAGCACGCAUCGGCCUCGGACGAUGGGGCAGUCGAACCUAAUGGGAGCUGCAAGCGCUUCUGAUGCUGCUAGCAUUGCUGCGCAAGCUGCGCUUUCGACAGUUUUGGCUUUGGCUCCGCAUGUGGCUGGGGCACGUGGCUCUUCUUCGGAUGCAGUGCCUGGAUUGCAGAUUUUUGGCGGAGUAAACCGCGCGACUUCUGCUGCGGCAAGUGGCAGUCGAACAGAGUUUGGAGCAUUGCUAGAUCGAGCAUCAGCAGGAAAUGCUGACUCAGCAACUCCAACUGUGACUCCUGCUUUGGCUUUGGAAGAUAGACCACAUGCAGCUGUAGAACCAGUGGUCCCUGGCAUCGCGCAGCCCACUGUGGCUCAGCCGCCUCCUACUGCAGUACAGUCGACAGAGGCUUUGGAGACUGAAGCAGCUGAUGCUGAGCCGGAUCUGGAGAUGAACCUUGCUGCGCUGGCUGAUGCGCACUAUAAUUGCCCGUUGCCGUCAGUGGUUGGCUCCCCUGCAAAGACUGGGGAAAAGAUGCGCAAACCGGCUGCAGCUGCAACAAAGAUGCGCAGGCCAGCGGCCGCACCGCGGUCGGCUCCCGCUCAGAAGCUGAAGCGGCCAGCUGCCGCUGUGAAGGAGGCGGCGUGUGGCAGGACUGUUGCUGUCAAGAGGCGACCAGCAACAGGCGCUUCGACCACCAAGUCGGUGACCAGGUCGCAAGCCAAGCGUCUUCGACCAGAGGGCUGCAGCAAGUGUCGGUAUCAGUGCGGCUGUACGCCAAGUUGUUGGCGCAAGGAGCAGCAAGUGUUGGCAGAUCGUGUGGCUGCUACUCUUGAGCAUAUGCGGCAUGCGUGUGCAAAUACGCUGUCGGCAGCCCGCAAGCGUACUCAUGUGGAUCUCUUGGAAGCAGCAGCGCUGGAUGUGCUAGAUGCGACGCAGACUCCGGAAGGCAUCCGCACCAUCCGUGAGGUCGUUAUGAAAGCGGAGGAUGCAGUGAGUGCAAUUUGCAAGCUGGCCUACGGGCAGCUGACCUGUUGCGCUCGCCGAUAUGGGCAGUGCGUGAAGCUAGCCUACGGGCAGCUGAGCUGUUGCUCUGGCCUGCGGGCAGUGCAUGAAGCUUGCCCACGGGCAGCUGAUAGGCCACGAGGCCGUGACGCAGAGGAUAGCCGGCCUGAAGGCCCGGAGCUGUCGGCGCCGGAGCCCAAAUCUGUUGAGAGUGAAGGCGGCAAGCCAGCAGAAAGCGACGCUGCAGCAAGACCGGCGCCUUCUGAGGGAGAUGGGAGGUCCAGGACCAGGACCCGUGGUGGCUACAAGGCGAACAGGCGGGCAGAAGGCCGUCAGCCUUGUCAGUAUUGUGGCCGUCCCGUGGCUGACACCUUGUCCGGACGUGCUCAGCAUGAGGCUUCAGAGUACUGCCUGACGCGGAAGUAUUACUAUAUAGAACGCAUGGGUUGGGCGCAGGCAGAAGAGAGGGCACAGAAGGAAGUGGAUGCGGCGUGGUGGCAGAAUCAGAAGAUGCCGGAUAAGAAUCGAGCACCUCCGGAGCCGCCUCUGCCGCCGAGGAUGGAUAGAUCACGCGAGGAGGCGCGCCGCGACGUCAUGGAGGAGUUGGAUAUUCCGGUGUGGGAGAGGGAGAUGUUCCGGAGCCGCUGGAAGCGUGAAGAAAAAGGAGAGGAGCCGUUGGAACUGAAGCCGGCCUCCAUGCAGAGCAGGAAUCGCGCAGAGCCACGCGAAGAAUCGCGGCAGGGUGCUCCGCGUCCGCGCAGCAAGCCAAUUGCGCGCAAGGCGCGGGCACGGAGCAAGCGUGAGUCGCGCAAGUCGCGUUCACGCAGCAAGCGUGAGUCGCGUGAGUCGCGCAAGUCGCGUUCACGCACCAAGCGUGCGUCGCGUGAGUCGCAUGAGUCGCGCAAGUCGCGUUCACGCGGCAAGCGUGAGUCGCGCAAGUCGCGUUCACACGGCAAGCGUCAGACGCGCAUGUCGCGCUCACCCGGCAAGCGUGAUACGCGCAAGUCGCGUUCUCACGGAAAGCGUGACACGCGUAAGCCGCGUUCACGCAGCAAAGACCCUGAGAGGUCUGACAAAAAGAAAAAAAGAAGGGACCGCAUCGACCGAGAAAGAAAUCCGAAAAAAGGCGCCACCGCAGCCCCGGCAACAGCAGUGCCGAAGCGUGCGGUCAAGUCUGCAGCCAAGAAGCCGGCGUCCGUUCCAGCCGCGCCGGCCGCGGCUGCCAGCGCAAGCAGUGUCAUACAUCAGUGCAAGGACAUGGCUGCCAUUGUUGAGACGCCGGAGGCUACGCAGCCUGAAGCUGUGGAAGUUCCGGCUGAAACUACAAACGACGAGCCUGCGCAGGCUGAGGCAGAGACGAAAGUUGCCACAGCCCCUUGCGCUAAGUGCAGGGUGUCCUGCACGGUGACCGAGAUGGUCUUCCGCCCCCAGUAUAAAGAUGGACUGCAGUAUACGUGCAAAGGUUGCAAUGCUGUAAGUGCACAGCUGCAACGCAAUGGCCUCUUCGUCGGCCAGCUGUUGAAGACGGAAGCUGACAUGAUUCAGUUCUACUCGGAUGCGGCGCUGGAACGCAAAAAUUGUGAGCAAGGCCGCCUCACUUUUGCGAGGACUAGAGCGCUCCUGAAGAAGCAGAUGGUGCAUGAGAUCCAGCGGCGAGAAGUGGACAGGCAGGAUGCCGAAUGGCAACCGCUAUCGGUAUAUGAGUUGCGCGGAUAUGACAUUGAGGCGAUCCGCGCCCGUGCGCCCAUGGAGGAUCACCCCAUUCUGGGGGAAACCUUCAAAUUAGAAAUCCACAAGGAGUCGCUGGAAAACAUCACCCUGCAGGUCGAGCGGCAGCUAGCAGAAAUGGAGCAUGCUGCUCUCGAGCGCAAGAAGAGCGCCGCUGCAGCUGCAAGCACGGUGGCAGUCCCAGAGCUGGACUUGGAAGCCAUUGCUGACGCUCCUGCAGAGCGCAAGAGAAAAGGACCGCUGACCGCCGAUGAAAAGGAAGCGAACAAGAUGGCGCGCCUCGCUGCCAAAAAGAAAGAGGAUGAACGCAAGGUUGCGACAGCGUCCGCGGCCAAGGUGCUGCCGCAGCUGAAGAAGGCGCAAUGCAACUUGAAGGACAAGAUCGGUCGCAUGGGGGAAGAUAUGCAGCAGCUUCCUGCUGCCAGCUUGGAGCAAGUCCAAACGGCGGAGGCCAAUUUGGAUGAUGUGGUUACCAAGGCAUCGCAGCUUCUCGAUGCUGCGGCCAAAGGGAAGCCGUUUGAUACGGCGGACCUGAGUUGGAAGAAGGAGAAGGAACUGAAUCAGUUCGCGAAGGACGCCAACCAAGCCAUCCGAACGAUUCAGGAGUACAAGCGCGGCAGCGCAAGCAGCGUGGUGCUAGUGUCUGUGGCUGCGGAGGCGGCUUAUGCAAGCCUGAGUAAGAACGCAAGCCCCAAAGAUCUCCAUGACAUGGGUCACGGCUCAGUUGAGUUGCUCCGGGAAGUCUUGACGCAAGUCGAGAUUGGUGAGAAGCAUCCGGAGUUGAAGCAGACAGCAGAGGCCAUGGGGCUGCUGCUGCUCCUUCUAAAGGGCUUGUUGCUCGGAUGGGAUUGCGAAGACUUUCCAAAGGCAAUUUUAGAAUUGCCAUUGCAACGGCUGCCAAAAACAUGGCCCAACCACGCGUGGAAAUUGAAGCACUCAUGUCCGCAAGUAUUGGCAGAUGAGGUGAAAGCAAGUCUUCGGUUCCUGGACAACCAGCCGACUCUGUCAGGUGUUUUUUGUUUGGCCCUUCAGCAAAACAUGCUGCCCACGUCCCAGCCAGCGGCGAAGCGCCGGCGCCUGGAGAGCGCCAUGGCGCGCUACAGUGAGAACAGCAUUGCCCAGAUAAAAAACAUAGCAGACGGCAAAGACAUAAAAGACCAAAGAAGCGGAUGGCAGAAGCGCGCCUUCGCUAUCGCGCUGGCACCUGCGAGGCAUUGCUUCCAUGCGCUCGAAGCGCCAAACAAGGACUGUUUGGAGCAACCUGUGCGCUUUGCAGUGGCACGGAUGGAUCCGCUUCUCAAGUACGUUGCCGGCAAGUGCCCAGACUUUCGGGCAGACUUGGAGCAGGCGCCUUCGCCUAUCCAAGUCGUCCUCAGCUGGGAUGAAACCACCGCAGGCAAUGUGCUGGCGACCCAGGCCCGCAUGAAAGCAACGAUCUUCUAUAUCACCUUCAAACAUUGGCAGAAAAUACAUGAGUCACCCGAUGCGUGGAUCCCAGUGGCAGCUAUCAGCCACGAGCAGGCUGAGCAAGUCGCUGGCGGAAUGAGCAAGGUGCACCAGUUGUUUGUGGAAAACUUUGUGGAACAACGAUUAGAUCAAGGUGUAUGGAUUUCACCCACCACCAAAAUAUCUCUGGAACUUGCUCUCUUUGUGGCAGACCAAGAUGCGCAAAGGGCCGCGCUGGCAGCAAAAGGUUCUGCUGGUUUGAAAUGUUGCGCCUUUUGUCAAAAUUGCUUGGCUAAAAAUGCCGCCGGCGCAGCUGUGGACGCCCAACGUUUUCGCACCACAGCCUAUGCAGAUAUAGAGUGGUUCACUCCCAACACGCAAAUGCAACUCCAGGGAUACAUCAGGAAGGCCUUAGAUCGCUGGUCCGACAUGACAUGUAAGGACAAAGACCUGGUAGAGAAAUGCCUGGGUUUUCGGAUCACGUGCGACAGUAUGUGGGUCUCAGAUGUUUGCUGCUCUGCGCUGCCGUUGCAACGGUACAUGAAUGACGCAAUGCAUUGCUACUAUGCCAAUGGUGUGGCAGCUAUAGAAAUUAAUUUGUUACUGCAAGCAGUGCAACGCUGCACUGGGGUUUCCAGCUUAGACUUGAAGCAGGCAGUGCUCCAAGCAGGCUGGAAACGAAGUGGUCAAUCGUUGCGUGAAGGACAGAACAAAUGGUGGUGUGGCCGUCUCUUUGUUCCGGCUUUUUUUGUGGGUUCCACUUACAAGGGAACGGCGAAGCAAACCAUGGCUUUGCUGCCUCUGCUCCUAUGGUUGGCAGAAAGCGUCUGGAGCAAAAUUGCUGCUCUGCGGCCUAUGGUGGACUCUUUCAUCAAGCUUGGCAAAUGCGUCCAGUGUCUCCGCAGCAUUGCGGAAAGCCGCAAUUGGAAGGAGUUGCAAAAGCUGCAAGAGGCGCAUCAGCAAGCGUUCGCGCGCUGCUGGCCCGAAGAAGUUAGACCGAAGCACCACCACCGCUUGCAUCUGCCCCGGCAAUACGCGGCGGAAAAGUUUGUCGGCUCAUGUUGGGGAACGGAGUCGAAGCAUCGCUUCUACAAAAGCUGCUAUGCAAAAAACUUGCAGCAAUUCCUCACUGCAAAAGGUGGCGGCUCGGAAUUUAGCGACAGAUUAAUGCCACGGCUGCUUCUCAGACACACAGAACUCAUUCGGGCAAAAGUCUUCGCGCCAACGCGCUUUGUCCUUGAGAACUUGUUCGACCCUGUAGACGUCGAUCAAUUCGCAGCCGGAUUGGAAGCCUGUCGCGUUGCAGCUCGCUGCCGCACGGGUUUGCUGCAGCUGCAAGAAGGCGAUCUCUUGCUGCAUGGCACAGACGCCACGGAAGCCGGGUAUUGUCACUGCUUCAUCGACCACAAAGGUGAGUUGUAUGUUUAUGCAACUCUCUGUUCGCUCGUGCUGCACACUGCGGCACUGAGAAAAUUCGAGCGCACCACAACCAAGCAGAUGCUGAAGUGGAACAAUUUGCUCACGCCUGCCGUGUGCAGCUGGUGGCGCCCAAGCCAUCCAAAUUACGUUUUCUGCAUGCCUUGA
This is a messenger RNA of Cladocopium goreaui, 6264 nucleotides long. NCBI's taxonomy places the organism in Eukaryota, Dinophyceae, Suessiales, Symbiodiniaceae. The record is from the annotation of a GenBank genome assembly.